Paraphaeosphaeria sporulosa is the source of this 750-nucleotide messenger RNA. RefSeq lists its product as uncharacterized. The record is from RefSeq and is a predicted model, not a curated record. The transcript has a single exon. The coding region runs from base 30 to 611 and encodes 193 amino acids. NCBI's taxonomy places the organism in Eukaryota, Fungi, Ascomycota, Dothideomycetes, Pleosporales, Didymosphaeriaceae.
UACCCCAUGUCGCAAGAAAAGAAAUGGCAAUGACGAGACAGCAACUUUGCGGGUCGCGUCGCACAGUCACUUGGCUGGCAACAAAGCUGCCAUUCCUCUUUGACUCAACCCUGCAACUGUCAAAACAAACAACCCCAGAAGUCUGCCCAAAAGUUACUGAAAAGUGCCCAGGAGAAGAAGCAGAAAAAAAAGACUUCCUUGCUGCAUACGGCACUUUCCGGCUCGAUCCUUCGUUGGAGGCAUUCAUUACCAAGACACCUAUGUGGUUCGCCUUCAUGUCUAACCUCGUUGCAUCUGUAGCAGUCCUGCAGUGCAUCGCACGCGAUUUGUUUGACAUUAUAUCCUCGGAAGAUGUAGACCGGCUUCUGCCCGAAUGGAGUCAGCCUCAGAUUCUAGUGGGCUUCGAAGAUCGACAACCCGUGUUGCAAGAUGCGAAAGAGAAGGUCACUGCAGGCAAACUAAUCUCGCACAUCUCGGGCUUGGCUUACGGCUUUCAUCCCGGACUGCUCUUGCAGUGCUGCCAGUGGCGCGGAGAGGGCCAUCGAACGAUGCGCGGCAAAAUACCUGACGUGUUCACGAUGCCGCUGCUGUUUGAACCUGGCACUGGCUAGAAUUACGGGCCUGGCCAUGGCGUUGCUGGUCUGAUGGUUGCUAGAGCCAACAACUGGCAAGAGAUGGCAAAGGGUAUCAAAAUUCUCAAGAAUCAAUUGUGGAUGCCGACCUACGCUGUGUGUGCCUUCCUCUCUUGCU